Molecule: messenger RNA, 1290 nt
Organism: Salarias fasciatus (jewelled blenny)
Lineage: Eukaryota; Metazoa; Chordata; Actinopteri; Blenniiformes; Blenniidae
Gene: ora4
Product: olfactory receptor class A related 4
Exons: 2
Coding region: 15-1097 (360 amino acids)
Biological process (GO): G protein-coupled receptor signaling pathway
Cellular component (GO): membrane
Molecular function (GO): G protein-coupled receptor activity
Source: RefSeq, a predicted model, not a curated record
GAGAGGAUGAUGCCAUGUCAGAGGUCCUCACCGUAGACGCCAUUUUGUUUGGGCUCCUGGUAUUUUCUGGCAUUCUGGGAAACAUCUUGGUCAUCCAUGUGGUGUUUCAGUCGGCCAUCAAGAGCCCGUCUCGGAGACUGGCCCCGUCCGACACCAUCCUGGUGCAUCUGUCUUUAGCCAACCUGCUGACUUCGCUGUUCCGCACCGUCCCCAUCUUCGUGUCGGACCUGGGCCUGGACGUGUCCCUGUCCCCGGGCUGGUGCAGGGUCUUCAUGCUGCUGUGGGUGUGGUGGCGAGCCGUGGGCUGCUGGGUGACCCUGGCGCUCAGCGUUUUCCACUGCACCACCCUCCGGCGGCAGCACGUCAACUUCGGCCCGCUGGCGCUGCAGAGGGAGCGGCGGCGGGUGUGGAUCGUCCUCGGGGUGGUGUGGGGGGCCAACCUGGCCUUCUCCGUCCCGGCGCUGGUGUACAGCACCCACGUCCACGGCAACGCCACGGUGGAGCUGAUGGUGAUCAGCUGCACCACCCGGCCGCUGCUCGGCUGCAUCUGGGAGUUCCCCUCCGAGCAGCAGGGCUCGGCCUUCGCCUCCAGCUCGCUGGCGCUCAACGAGGUGCUGCCCCUGGUGCUGAUGGUCUUCACCAACCUGGCCACGCUGCACGCGCUGGCCAAGCACAUCCGGGCGGUGACGUCCGGAGGGGAGUCGGGCGGAGCCGGCGGGGAGCUGGACAAACACGUGUCGAGCGAACGCAAGGCGGCGCACGUCAUCAUGUCGCUGGUGUCGCUGUUCGUGGUCUGCUGGGCCCUGCAGGUCGCCGCCGUGACGUAUUACAACCACGACGGCGGGCAUCACGCCGAGGGGCUGCUCACCGUGGCUCAUUUCUCAGCCUCGCUGUUCGUGGGGUUCAGUCCCAUGGUGGUGGCGCUCGGACACGGCAAGCUGAGGAGGAAAAUCACCAGUAUGAUACUCGGAUGGACAAAGGUUUUUAAAGGUCACGGCGAGGACAGAGGGGUGAGGAGGAAAUCUCCAAAGAAGGGAAAGGAGCCAGUUUUUGUUGUUCAGAAAGAGAUGAAAGGAAAAGUUAAAGUGAAGAAAUGACGGAAGGAAACAGUGACUUUAAAUGUACACCUUGGAAAUAAGACCGAAGAGAUCCACCAACCUUCUGAAUGGAAAACCAGCGCAGAAUAUUCACCUCCCUGUUUGUAAAGUAUUAUUAUGACUUUAUAUCUUUAUAAUUCAGAUGUUUUGUUUCUUUUUCUUUUUUUUAAACAAAGCUUUUCUUCCAAAUCCC